AUGGUGCUGCACGGUGAGAGCUUGGGAGCCCAGACGGCGCGGGUAGCUGGGAAAGCGGAGGCGGAGGAGGAGGAGGAGGAGGAGGAGGAGGAGUCGAUGCGAUACGCUCCAUCCGGUCUUACCGUGAUAUCAUCACCGACUUGUCAGUCGUCCGUAGGUGCUGUACCUCCGCCUCCACCACCAAAGCUUCCGCCUCCUCCCUCACAACUCCAGCCGCCUCCACCCCCCCCCUUCCCAGCAGUUUCCAUCCGACUACCGGAGUUGGUCCAGACGCACACGUGCGUGUGUGCACCUGUGUCCGCGGACGAGUUUAUCAAGUCGUUGGAAGGAUCGAUUGUUGUUUGCAAAUUGGCCAUUUUGGUCUCUCUGGCUCUCUCGCUCGCUGCGUUUACAUUCCUCCGCGUGUUUUAUCCAACCUGCACACGCGUUAUACGCUCACACAUGCAUGGGUCUGGCGCGGCUCAGUGGUGGUGA
Messenger RNA from Echinococcus granulosus, 474 nucleotides. RefSeq lists its product as hypothetical. The transcript is spliced from 2 exons. NCBI's taxonomy places the organism in Eukaryota, Metazoa, Platyhelminthes, Cestoda, Cyclophyllidea, Taeniidae. The record is from RefSeq and is a predicted model, not a curated record. Bases 1 to 474 code for a protein of 157 amino acids.